This is a messenger RNA of Apus apus (common swift), 1241 nucleotides long. RefSeq names its product oligosaccharyltransferase complex non-catalytic subunit (gene OSTC). Gene Ontology annotation, cellular component: oligosaccharyltransferase complex. The transcript has 4 exons. The record is from RefSeq and is a predicted model, not a curated record. Bases 145 to 594 code for a protein of 149 amino acids. Lineage: Eukaryota; Metazoa; Chordata; Aves; Apodiformes; Apodidae.
CCGUUUCCGCCUUCGUGUCCGGCGGCAAAGGGCGGCAGCGGCGGGGCCAGCCGGGCAGGGAGCCGGGCCGCGGCGUGUGCGCCGCACCGCACCGGGCCGCACCGCACCGGGCCGCACCGCACCGGGCCGCACCGCACCGCCGCCAUGGAGACGCUGUUCCGCCUGCCCUUUGCCGUGCUCGAGUGCCCCAACAUCAAGCUGAAGCGGCCGAGCUGGGUGCACAUGCCCUCGGCCAUGACGGUGUAUGCGCUGGUGGUGGUCUCGUACUUCCUCAUCACCGGAGGGAUUAUCUACGACGUGAUUGUGGAACCUCCCAGCGUGGGGUCGAUGACAGACGAACACGGGCAUCAGAGGCCGGUGGCCUUCCUGGCGUACAGAGUAAAUGGGCAAUACAUAAUGGAAGGGCUCGCAUCCAGCUUCCUCUUCACAAUGGGCGGCCUUGGAUUCAUAAUUCUGGAUCGAUCCAAUGCACCAAAUAUCCCCAAGCUGAAUAGGUUUCUUUUGCUCUUUAUUGGUUUUGUCAGUGUGCUUUUGAGCUUCUUCAUGGCCAGAGUUUUCAUGAGGAUGAAAUUACCGGGUUACUUGAUGGGUUAGUACCUCUUGUGAUGUAUGAAAGCCCGAGCCGAAUUUAGUUCUCUUCACAAAGCAUUUAAGAAGAAGCAGCAAGAAAUGAAUUCCAUAGUCACCGUCAACAGGAAGGAGACCUGGCCAUGAAAAACAGCUAGGGAAAGAGUGCUUUCUCUGCAGACAAACUCUAACUACCAAUGGCUGAUUUGUGGCUUUGAAGCAAUGUUUUCUCAUUUCUGUUUUAGAGCUUUCAAAAAGAACAAGUUACCUAGCUGUGGGGUUUUUUUAUAUCCCAACCUAGUAUGAAAUAGAGAACCUCUCUGUAGCUCUACCUGAAAUGAGUGUUAGCCAUUGGCUUGACAUAUUUUGUUGCAGGUCUGUCUCCUCUUCCCUGUGUGGGACAGUUACAUGCGUGAAUCACAGAAGAAACACCUGAAACAUUUAUUUCAAAGUUAUAAUUAGAAAAUCAUUAACUUUGGGUGCUUUCCAGUCAAAAAUACUAUGUGUCUGAAAUUAUUUCAAAGGCACCUUUUGCCUUGAUAUUAAUGGCCCUUUGUGAGCAAAUCCAGACAUGCACUGAGACAGGCAAACUGUGUGAACGUGCAUUUCUUUUGGAAAAAGUGUAUGAAAGGAGCCAAAUAAAACUUAUUUUCUAUAAAAUUAUUUUAAUUUGA